Molecule: messenger RNA, 1761 nt
Organism: Ilex paraguariensis (yerba mate)
Lineage: Eukaryota; Viridiplantae; Streptophyta; Magnoliopsida; Aquifoliales; Aquifoliaceae
Source: the annotation of a GenBank genome assembly
GCUCCCCUCCAUCUCUCUCUCCCUCUCUCUAUAUAUAUACAUUUCUCUCCCUCUCUCUCUCUCUCUCUCUGGAAUUUCUUUCAAGCCACGCCUGCCCUCCAAAAGCAGCAUCUAUCCACAGAACCCGCCCACCUACCGAAUCAAAUCCACCGCCAAGCUUCACCUUUGUUCGUCUUCAUCAUCGCCAAGCUUUCACCUUUGUUCGUCUUCAUCACCGCCGUCUAGUUCUGAACCGACGGUCAAGAGCAUCCCAAUCUUUCUCCCACUAUCACCACUUCUCCACCGAUCACCGCAGAACCCUAAUUUUUACCAACACCUCCCAUCAAAAGCCUCAUUUCUCUUAGGUUCUCCAAUCAAGAUCAGCUCGAUCUUGAAUACCCGUAAAAAAAAACCUUGAUUUUAAUUCUAAGGAACCUGAAAAAAAAAGGAGAAACUCUGAUUUGAACCAUAAAGACCCAAAAUUAAAGGUGAAAACCCUAAUUUCAGCCCUAAAAGCUUCUGAAGAGCUCGAAUUCUCUGUACCCUAAUGGCUCGAUUCAACAACGAAUCCGAAUUUCUGGAAAAUCCUAAGUCCUCAAUUUUCAAUCGAUCCUUAACCAUUCACUCAACCUCCACCGAUUUCCCCAAAAAGCCCUCCCUCGAACGAACCGGUUCAAUCAAGAAUUUCUACAAUUCUUCCUUCGCAUCGGUGAAAGGCAAGGUUAGAAAGCUCUGCACCUUAUUCGAAUCCCCCAAACCCCCAAUUUCACCUCCUCAAUUAUCAUCCCCUAAACUGUCGAAACCCACAAAAUCUAUUGAUUCCGAUUCUCGGGUUUCUGGUAUUCCGAAUGAAAAUUCAGUUCUAUUACCGGGCACAGAAGAUCGGGUUGUGGUGUAUUUUACGAGUUUACGGGGAAUUAGGAGGACCUAUGAGGACUGUUAUGCUGUGAGGAUGAUAUUGAGGGGGUUUAGGGUAAAUGUGGAUGACAGAGACAUUUCAAUGGAUUCUGCGUACAAGAAAGAGUUACAGAGUGUGUUGGGUGAGAAAAAAUUGCCUUUGCCACAAGUGUUUGUAAGGGGAAAGUAUAUAGGAGGGGGUGAUGUGGUCAAACAACUACACGAGGUAGGUGAAUUGGCUAAAAUUCUUAAAGGGUUGCCGAUUCGAGCACCUGGGUAUGUGUGUGAAGAAUGUGGGGAUGUGAGGUUUGUGCCUUGCAUGAAUUGCAGUGGGAGUAGGAAGGUUUUUGAUGAGGAUGAUGAGCAAUUGAAGCGGUGUACAGAGUGUAAUGAGAACGGUUUGAUAAGGUGCUCAACUUGUUGUUCUUGAAUGCACUGAAUGCAGGGGCGAUUAUUAUUGACUGUGGGUAUGAUGUGUAUAAUUUUACUGUUUUCAGUUGAUGGAUAUCAAAGAUUGUUACUAAGCUUAAUGUGGGUCUGUUUGUUUGUGGUUUGGAUUGAAACUCUCUUGGGCGUCAUAGGGUUACCGUUGUUUGUCAGAGGAUAUUUACUCUCUGAUCGACAUGGUGAAAUAAAUUGUAUUUUGUGAAUACAAGGCAUUACAAGUCUGUUGUGUAUAUAUUGCUUGUAAAACUUGUAUUGGGUGCUUGUUUUGUAUCCCAAAAAAACAAAAAACAAAAAACAUUGUAGCUGGAUGUUCCUUUGUCCAACUUAAUGGGAUUGUAAAUUGCUUCUUUAUACAUGCAGUAGUGUUUGCCAUACGGAUGUAGUAAUGCAACUUAUGAUUGCAAUGUUUUGCUUAUGGUAUGCAGCUUACCUUUCCAA